Molecule: messenger RNA, 2795 nt
Organism: Anolis sagrei ordinatus
Lineage: Eukaryota; Metazoa; Chordata; Lepidosauria; Squamata; Anolidae
Gene: DBP
Product: D-box binding PAR bZIP transcription factor
Biological process (GO): regulation of transcription by RNA polymerase II
Cellular component (GO): nucleus
Molecular function (GO): DNA-binding transcription factor activity, RNA polymerase II-specific; RNA polymerase II cis-regulatory region sequence-specific DNA binding
Source: RefSeq, a predicted model, not a curated record
UCGGAGCCGGUUGGCUGCUAAAUUUGGAGCGAAAGCAGGCGAGGCGGGGGCCAAAGCCUUCCCCCUUGGAGGAUUAUUUCCAAGCUGGUGCUGGAAGCAGAGGGAUCGAGCAGAGGAAAGAGAGAGGGAUCGACCCCUGGGGAAGAGCCGUCCCGAGCCCAGCGAAUCCCUCGAUUUUCUGACCCGCCUGCAAUUGCCGCUUCUAUUUCCCCCUUCGCCUUGUUUACUGAAUCUGUCACAGGAAUUGAUCUCGAGCUCAGUCGGAGCUUGUGGAAGAAGGGCAGGCGAGCCAGCGAGCCCAGAGAUCUUCCCUCGGUGGGCACCUGGAUUUGGCACAGCCUCGGCUAUGGCCCGCCCCGCGGCGCAAAGCAGCCCCUCUCCCAGCCCCAUGCUGGCCUCGCCCCCCGUGGGCUUAGCCAGCCCCAGCUCGGCCAUGGUCAGCCUCAAGAACCUCCUGCAAGGGCCCGUCAAGAGCCCCGAGAGGCGGGCGAACAAGGAGGUGGGAUCAUGUGUUAUCAAAGACAAGGAACGUAAAAUGGAAGAUGACAUCGGCAUUUCGCGGCCGGGGCACUGUGCGUACCUGGGCUCCCUCCUUUGGGAGCGCACUCUACCCUACAAUGAGAUUGAAUAUGUUGACUUGGACGAAUUUUUACUGGAAAACGGCUUGCCCCCGAGCCCGGCCCACCAACCCUUUUCGCCUGGCAGCCAACCCACUGCCUCGCCUUCCAGCGGAGUUGUGGUGGACCUUAGUCGCCCUGCUUCUUGCGCGUCAUCGUCUUCUGUCUGCUCUUCCUCUGGAGAAGGUCUAGUGGGGAGCGAUUACGACAACCACUGCAGCAAAACAGGUCCCAUCACACCUGUGUCCCGAAGCACGCCCAGCCCGGUGGACCCCGAGGCCGUGGAGGUCCUCAUGAACUUUGACCCAGACCCUGCGGACUUGGCACUGUCCAGCAUCCCGGGACAUGAGACCUUCGACCCACGGAAACAUCGGUUCUCUGAAGAAGAGCUGAAGCCGCAGCCCAUCAUGAAAAAGGCGCGGAAAAUACAAGUGCCGGAUGAGCAAAAGGAUGAAAAAUACUGGAACCGGCGGUACAAGAACAACGAGGCGGCAAAACGCUCCCGAGACGCCCGCCGCCUGAAAGAGAACCAGAUCACAGUGCGGGCGGCCUUCCUGGAGAAGGAGAAUGCCGUCCUCCGCCAGGAAGUGGCCAAUAUCCGCCAGGAACUGACCCGCUACCGCAGCAUCCUCUCCAAGUAUGAAUCCCAGCACGGCACCUUGUAAAACCCAUGGCGAGGAUGCUGCUGAUUUUCUCUACCGUCCCACUACUGAGGAGGUGGUGGGGCCACCCUGGUUUUUCAACCCUGACCCCCGUCUUCCCGAACCGGGCAAACAAAUAAUCAAACAACAGAUGUUUGGAACGAGGGGGAAACGGUCCGAAGCGGGCACAUUCCCCCGUGCGGGGACUACCGUGGUCCGGGUGCAGGACAGAAGGGAUAAGACUUCGUAGGGUUGGCAUGCGCUGACCCUUUGCCAAGACGAGGGCAGUGACUUCGAGACGUUGAACUUGGGCAUCGUAGGCACACGGAAAACACACCGCAAAAAAAUAUAAAAAAAAGAACCAACAACAACAACACAAGGGCUCUGUAGCACGCUGGAAGAUGUCUUGCACACACACACAUGCACACAAACACACACAUCCUAGCGUUUGGCUUGUUGGCAGACUUUUCAAUCCGAAAGGGCAGAAUUCCACUGCAGACUUCCACAUCCGUUCGUUUCUGUCGUGCGUGGCAUUUGGGCUCCGCAAAGUGUCUGGCGUGUCAGGACGGCUGGGUUCGUUCUCUUUCUCGCUGCCUCUUUGACAGCUGGUGCAUCCUUUUUUUCUUACAGCAGAUGUUUGCACACAACUGACCCAUCCCUUCCUCCCUUUUUUCCUCCCCUUGACUCCUUGAGAGAAGUGACAGGACUUGAGGAUUUGCAGUCGGCUACCCAACGUGGAUUUUGGGACCCGGUGUUCCGGGUUCUGGUCUCACCCCGUUGAACCGUGACGUCCCGCAAUACCCUUUACCAGAGAACCCAGGAGUCCUGGCACCCUGGAAUGGAGGACAGGAGGAGCUGCUCCUUUUGAUGCCAGUCAAUCUCUUCUGCCUACGAAAUGCCAAAAUUUAGAACACCAAACGGGUUGCACACACAUAUUAUUUUUCCCCACAAUUGGAUGAAAGGGGCUUUGUGUCAGAAGGCAGGUGUUAGGGGGCUAUUACGUUUGACUAUUCCAGUUUUCUUACUAUGAUACCUGUUAGUUUUUUAAAAAACACAAGCGAUGGUUUCUGUUUUUCCUUGCCUUCCUCGUGUUUUGUCUCCCGCACUGUCUGAUGUCAUCAUUUGUACAGAAACUCAAAACACAAAACCUCAUUGGUGACCCUCCAUAAAUAUGAACAGAGAUAUAUAUAAAUAUAUAUGAUUUUUCUUCUCUUUUUUUUUUUUUGGUAAAGCAAAACAAAUAUAUAUAGAGAGAGAGAGGCUCCAGGAGAGACUUGAGAGAGAUUAAAACUUUGUUCUUCUAUAAGGGGAAAGGAUGGUUCUUUCGUACAGAAAGGGAAUGGGAGAAAUAAUUACCUUUAUCUCCUUUGGAGAGGAUUCUUGGUCUUUUUAAUUUUCCAUGUAAUAAGUAUUGCUGCGAACUUUUGAGAAAAAAAGAAAUGGACAAUGGGCUCGAUGGGAGAUUUUUUUCAAAAGGAUGUUUACAAUUGUAUACUAUGAGCAAUGAGGAAUAAAGAAAGACAGGAUUUAAUCAAAA